Chelonoidis abingdonii (Abingdon island giant tortoise) is the source of this 1074-nucleotide messenger RNA. It is a transcript of the gene ISG20, whose product is annotated as interferon stimulated exonuclease gene 20. The record is from RefSeq and is a predicted model, not a curated record. Gene Ontology annotation, molecular function: exonuclease activity; nucleic acid binding. Gene Ontology annotation, cellular component: nucleus. Lineage: Eukaryota; Metazoa; Chordata; Testudines; Testudinidae. Gene Ontology annotation, biological process: defense response to virus; DNA catabolic process; negative regulation of viral genome replication.
CAGAAACAAGUGUGUCUGACACUUUAGCUGAUUGAAACCUUUGUUUCCUGGGAGACUGGCUGCAUUGACUCUCACAGGCUGAAUAUGGUGGAGACUUCUGACAUUGUAGCCCUGGACUGUGAGAUGGUGGGCAUGGGACCAUUCGGAACUGAAAAUGGAUUGGCCCGUUGCAGCAUUGUAGAUUACUAUGGCAAAGUGGUCUAUGAUCAAUUCAUCCGACCAGAGGGUGUUAUAACAGCUUUCAGGACCUCUGUGAGUGGAGUUCGUCCAGUGGACAUGGAAGGAGCCACACCAUUCAGGGUUGCCCGGGAACAGAUUUUACAGAUCCUGAGAGACAAGCUGGUGGUUGGCCACGAUUUACGUCAUGACUUUGAAGCACUGAAAGAAAACAUGUGGCGCUACCGAGUCUAUGACACGUGCAAUGACUGGCUGCUGAGAAAGGAAAGCGGGCUGGGAAACUCCAGACGGGUCUCCCUCAAGGUCCUUUGUGAAAAGCUGCUCAAGAAAAGCAUCCAGACUGGCAGAGAGGGCCACUCCUCUGUGGAAGACGCCAGGUCGGCCAUGGAGCUCUUCAAGUUUGCCAGGUCAAAAGGGCAUGGAUCUAUUUAAGGGACUUCUUGCUUCUCUCUGUCUCAUUGGUUCACAUGUGCAGCUGCGCUGAAGAUUAUGGGAUGGGCUCCUAGUAACGUGUCCAGUGAUGAUCUUGUUAUGGGCCGAGCAAAUGUCCCACAUGGGUAGGGUGACCAUAUUUCCCAAAGGGAAAACAGGACACCAUGCGGGGCUUCCCCGAGCGCCUCCCUCCCCUAUGGGGCUGGCCCUAGGUGAUCGCCUGAACCCCUGUGCCUGCUGGGGUUGCUGCUCAUUUGAGCUCUGUUUGCCUGCCAUGCGAGGCUGUCACUGCUCACUUGAGCCCCGCCUGCUCCCCUCCCGAACUGAUCAAGUUGGCAAGAGCAAAUGGGAGAAAUGCUCACUUUAACCAAAAAGUCAGGAUGGCUUAAAAAAGAUUGUCCUGGCCAGUACAGAACAUAUGGUCACCCUACACAUGGGGUCACUUUAAAAUAGGCUGGGUGGCAC